This is a messenger RNA of Erigeron canadensis, 573 nucleotides long. Its product is annotated as putative disease resistance RPP13-like protein 1. Bases 1 to 573 code for a protein of 190 amino acids. NCBI's taxonomy places the organism in Eukaryota, Viridiplantae, Streptophyta, Magnoliopsida, Asterales, Asteraceae. The transcript is spliced from 2 exons. The record is from RefSeq and is a predicted model, not a curated record.
AUGGCUGAAAUCAUUCUCUCUGCGUUGCUCCCAAUUGUUUUUGAGAAGCUAGCCUCUGCAGCCUCAAACAAGGUUACUCGUUCCAAGAAAAUUCAGUCCCAGUUGCAGAAGUUGGAGACCUCAUUACCCCUGAUCCAAGAUCUGCUCAACGAUGCCGCUGAGAAGGAAAUACAAGAUAAAAGAGUUAAAAUAUGGCUCAAUCGUCUCCAACAUUUGGCCAAUGACAUAGAUGAUAUACUCGACUCUUUGGCUACUGAUGUUAUGCAUUAUGAGCUGACAGAAAAACCUGCAGGAGGCAUUACCAAAAAGGUAACAAAGUUCAUCCCAACUUGUGGUACUAGUACUUUCUCAUCAUCAAAUACUGAUAUGCACCACAAGCUAAAUGAUAUUACCACCAAUUUACAACAACUGUAUAAUGAAAGAAAUGAUCUUGGGACAACAAUUGGCAUCAGAGCAAUCAGGCUGUUUGAUUCAAAAACUGUGACCGGAAAUAAAAAGGAAAAAACAUCAACCGGAAAUUCUACGGUGGUGGAAACGGUUACAGGAAGAAGAGAAAAUAAGAAACUUACUUGA